GGUGAAGCUGGAUUGGCGCGGGAGGACUUGAGAUAAAUAAGCACUCCGUGUUCGGCGCGGUGAGGAGGAGACGUCGCCGCGCAGACACGGCAGGAAAUCGGGGACGAUAAUAGAGGCAUCAACAAGAGGAAGUGAAGGAAAAGGAGAGAGGAGGCAACAUGGCCCUUGAAGGAGCGGCAGAGUCCCGAGAUUGGCUGUUUAUGCUUCUGCUAUGCCUGACCUUAAUGGCUGAGGUGCUUGAGUUCGCUGUUGCCUCGACUCAGGGCCUGGGAGACAUGGACGUGGGGGACUCUUAUUGCCCCUCCGUGUGCCGGUGUGACGAGGACUUCAUAUACUGCAACGACCGCGGCCUCAGCGCCAUCCCGCCCCUACCGCCCUCCGCGACCGUCCUCUAUCUCCAGAACAACCACAUCGACAAUGCCGGGCUACCCACCUCGCUGGAGCACCUCACCACCGUCCGCGUCAUCUAUCUCUAUGACAACGAGCUGGACGACUUCCCCAUGCACAUGCCUCCGUCUCUGAAGGAGCUGCACCUGCAGGACAACAACAUCCGCGUUCUGCCCCGUGCAACGCUGGCCCGCCUGCCAUUGCUCGAGAAGCUGCACCUGGACGACAACUCCGUCUCCACCGUCAGCAUCGAGGACCAGGCGUUUGUGGACAACCCGCGGCUCCGGCUGCUCUUCCUGUCCCGCAACCACCUCUCGAGCAUCCCUUCAGGGCUGCCCGCCGCGCUGGAGGAGCUGCGUCUGGACGACAACCGCAUCUCCACCAUCCCCACGCACGCCUUCCGCGGGCUGUCCUCACUGCGCCGCCUCGUCCUGGACGGGAACCUGCUGGCCAACCAGCGCAUAGCGGACGACACCUUCGCCCGGCUGUCCAACCUGACGGAACUGUCGCUGGUGCGGAACUCCCUGCAGAAGCCGCCGCUGAACCUGCCCAGCGCCACCCUGCAGAGGCUGUCCCUGCAGGACAACGCCAUCACCCACAUGCCCCGUGGCUCUCUGGAUGGCAUGCGGCACCUGCAGAGGCUUGACCUUUCCGGAAACAACCUUACCACUUUGCCCAGGGGCUUGUUCCGGGAUUUGGACAGCCUGGCGCAGCUGCUAGUGCGUGGGAACCCUUGGUACUGCACUUGCAACUUGCGCUGGCUCCAUGACUGGCUGCACGCCCGAGGCAACACCAUCACAGUCAGGGGUCUGACCUGCCAAGGGCCAGAGAGAGUGCGAGACAUGGCCCUGAGGGACCUCACCAGCCAGAUGGAGGAGUGUGAGACGACAGCCCCGGCCGCCGGGGCCGCCGGGGCUGCUGGGAGUCGAGAUAGGGCAGGCGGGGGAGGCAUCGCGGCCAGCUCCACCACCCUGUCACCUCUCCAGGGCUCCCUGUUCACGCUGCGCUCCCGGAGGCCCAGUCUGGGAUUCCCGGACGCCGGGCUGGACUACAAGCUGAGCAGCAGCGGGGUGGGCAAGAACCUGGCACUGAACGUGAAGGCCCUCUCCCACGACAGCAUACGGGUGACGUGGAGCGUGGCCCAGCCCACGACCUCCUUCAGGCUCAGCUGGCUCCGGCAGGGCAGCAGCGCGGCCAUGGGCUCCAUCACCGAGACGCUUGUGCAGUCGGACAGGCGCGAGUACCUGCUGACCUCCCUGCAGCCCCUCUCCAGCUACAUCAUCUGCAUAGUGCCCCUGGCUACCAGCUCAGGGGCCAAAGGCGCGAUGACAGGCGAGGACGUGGACCCGGACAACGAGCCAGUUUGCGCAAAGACGGAGACGGCCAGUCCCAGCCAGGACACCAGCCAGGACCAAGGGCAGGGGUCGGAGCAGCUGACCACCUUGCCCCUCGCGGGGAUCAUCGGUGGUGCGUCGGCCCUGGUGUCCCUGGCUCUCAUCUUGGCUAUAUUCUGCUGGUACAGCCACCGAGCAGGCUGCCUCACCAACAGAGACCACUACACCCGUAACAACUCGCGCAAGACCAAGCAGUACGACGACUACAUCGAGUCGGGGACUAAGAAAGACACCACCAUCCUCGAGAUCCGCAGCCCCGGCUUCCAGAUGACACCCAUGGCUACCAGAGAGCCCUUGCAACCAAAACCCCUUCGCGAAGACUACAUCAUACACACCAUUUUCCCUCCGAAUGGCACAGGCAUUUACAAAGCCCCCCAUCAUAUGACUAACACCGCUGGCUACGGAACAAACCGCGGCUACAGAGAAGGCGGUAUCCCAGAUUUAGACUACUCCUACACGUGAUGGACCUCACCUCACAGUUAGAAAUGACCUGUACUGUAUAGAUGCACAGUUUUUCUAUCAGCAUGGGUUGUGAAGCACCCCUUUGUGCCUUCUGGUUUCCAUUCCAACUUCGUCCCGCUGUUUACGGCACGGAAACUUUUAAUUGGCUGUGCCCCUGGGAAGCGUCUCUCUGUCUGUGUGCGUAAAGGCUGUGGUGAAUGCAGCAUUUCAGGUGUCAACACCAACGGCUAGUUUCACACUCUGGUAAUGAUCAGUGUCACUACACUGUUUCCCUGCGUGCUCUCACUCUGUGGGAGUGGUGAGUGCCAGAGCAGUCUGUACAGAAGAAGCUAACCUCCAGACUCCUGCGCAAAUGGACCAGUAUAGCUUUCUUUUCUUUGCUUGCACAGGCUAUUCAGGUUGACACAAAAAAAAGCAGCUGCACCAGAAUCUAAACCUUCAAAACUGCAAGGUGUAAGAGGUUAGCUGUCCAAGUCCUCCAGUAGUUGCCAUGCAGUAAAAGGCUACAGCAGUCAUCGCUAAAAAGAACACCCGAAAAGGACACUACAUCCUGUGGGUUCUCUCCGGCUCUGCUUCAGCGAGCAGAGGAAACUCAUUGCUGCAGUAAGGCUUUUUUUAUGAUGAAAGGACUGAUGUGGUAUAUUUAUGGAUCAGCUGACAUUUGGCUCCGAAGGGAGAAGCCUAACCUAUUCGCUGUAGAUGAUUGUUGCACAUUGAAAGAGACUUGAUUUGUGCUGUAUCUCCCCCAAAAUGCAGAUUCAUAAAAUACCUGGAUAGCUAGUCUGUCUGUCUCGGAAGGAGUCUAUCACAUGCUUCGUAAUGCCUCAAAUGUCCUCACUUGCCAGCAAGCUUACAGUACAUGCCUAAUGAAAUACUGUAUUUUUAACUUGGCCCUUUAAACUCUAAUCUGACCCCGAGUACUGUGUACAUCUGUGAGAGGGAUCCUAUUGUGAUUGGUUGACUCUUAAACAUUUGAAGAGUAAAUAUCUGCAUUGUACUGAAAGCAACCCAUGUGUAUAAAGAUAUACACCAACACUUAUUAAUGGACAUCUUUGUGAAAAAAAAUGCUAUGUUCCCAAGUAGGUUUGUUUUCCACCAAAUCACACAAUUUACCUUUAUGUAUUUGAUCUUUACAUGCUUUUCUGUUUUUUUUUUGUAAUUUUGAGUACCAUCAAUAGUGAUCAAUAGUGACAAAUUACCCCCAGCGGACUUUGGGGGGUAUUUAGAUAUUGAAUAGGCCAUUGGAAAUACGACAGUAUGCCAGAGGGAAUAAUGACACAUGUGAGAGGGUCAGGGCUUUCAAUAUUUCACCCUCACUGGGAAAUUCUUAUGGUAGAAGCCUAAAAGGUUUGUCCCCCUUCCUGGUGGGUUUGUGGCAAGAAAUAAAGAGCGGUGUCAAAGUAAGUCCCUUGUAGUAGCAACAUAGUCCUUCAGAGAUGCUGUAUGAACCUCACCUAGGCCCUGGAUACUUUCCGACCCAACCAAUUUCGUAAGGGAAUGGUAGGCAGUCUAGAGAGGAUGACAGCUCGCUCUGAAAUUAGCCUGUGCUAAUCACCUGCUCCAAGCCAAACAUAUUACCCGUUAAUAACGAAAGCCCUCCCGUCCUCUCCUAGGUCAUCUUUGAAUCCGUCCCGAGCGAGUUGGUGUCAGUGGGCCGUCAGGGAGACUAAAGUAAACUUCACAUAAAAACAUGAACCGUUUCACUGUGGACCUGCACUGUGGGAGGGCAGAGGAGAUUGUAAACCGAGAGUUGAGAGGUUUGGCCGGUGUGGGGCUUCCAGGAGAACUCACUCCUCUGUUCCCCUUUUCGUCUGCCUCACAGCACUACUAAUGUAAAAGAAGCAGCACUUAACAGGCACUCUUUAUGAUGGGCAUAUGAACCAAGAGAAAAGCAAUGGGAGAGAAAGUAAAAGAGUGAAAGAGAAAGAAUCAGAGAGAGAGAGAGAGAGAGAGAGAGAGAUCUGAAGACAAAUAAGAGUUGAGAGAUGAAGUCAAAUGAUAGCUUGGGAGCAGUGAAGUUCACCCAUGCAUAAACCUGUUUGUCAUAGCCUGAUAUCUCACAUUGCAUUAGUGUCCUCUACAGACUCUGUUCACAGGACCAUUUAUAACUGCACCGUUUGAAAGAUGGAAACAAAUUGUGCUUCUUUGUCUUUCCUUUGUGCGAGGGAAAUGUACGGCCCUGUUUGUACUGAGAAAGAGGAGUUUUCUCCCACUGCUGGUGCAACCCAGAACACGUUUAGCUUAAUGUACUACAGAUGUGGUUUGACUUACUGUACAUUGAUGGUGUCAGCACAUUUCCGCUCCCCAGUAUGUUCAUGGCUUUCUACAGAUAUUUCAUAUAGCAGCAUUUUUGUGUCCUUUCCACUGCUACCUUUGCUGUCCUUAAAAGUGGCACCGUUCAAAGUGCAACACAAACAUUUUUCACAAUCUGAAAUUUGCACUGUGAUGUCUCAUCCUUAAUCACUAUUGUUACAAUUGCAUUUUUUUUUGCUUGAGCACAAGUUACAACACAGACUUUCACCAGUGGAUUGAUUUACUGUAGGGGUGAUCUUGAUGCAGUAAAGAACACAACAUAAGCAGACAGAAACGACGCCCCAACCUCCAUUUAAAAGGUAGCCAUGUUUAUCCCUCUGUCCAUGUUCCAGACUGUCCUGUGUCUACAGAACAUAUUCUUUCGUGUAUUUUAUUUGAGUAUGUAUGAGAAAGCUAUGAAUGUGUGUGUGUGUGUCUGUGCGUGCACACAUGUCCAUAGGAGUGUGUGUGUGUGUGUGUGUGUGUGUGCGGGUGUCCUUUGGUCUUCGUGAGACUUUUGUGAGAUGCACGGUGAUGGCAGCAGGUAUUUAUUUGACUCUUUAUUUAUUUAUUUAUCUAUUUAUUUAUUUAUUUAUUGAAACCAUCUGCAGAUUCUGCAGCUCCUGCCGACUCGGACCAGCAGUUGUUCCACCUGCAGUCCAUUAAGACAGAUGUCC
Clupea harengus (Atlantic herring) is the source of this 5212-nucleotide messenger RNA. RefSeq names its product fibronectin leucine rich transmembrane protein 1a (gene flrt1a). Gene Ontology annotation, molecular function: protein binding. Lineage: Eukaryota; Metazoa; Chordata; Actinopteri; Clupeiformes; Clupeidae. The record is from RefSeq and is a predicted model, not a curated record. Bases 159 to 2243 code for a protein of 694 amino acids. The transcript has a single exon.